AUGCAGUUCUCUCUGUGCAGGUUGCGUACCCACCAGUGGUGUUUCCUGCUCUUCAAUGUGCUUCUGUUCCAUGCCCUGUUGUUUGGGGCUGACUUUGUAGAGGAGUACAUUCUCCAGCCCACCCCAGGGGUAUACACAGAUGGAACAGUCCUGGACGUGAGGGAGAGGGCCCGUAAACUAGACCUGAGUGGGACCAGGGGAAACGAGUCCCAGUAUUACCCCAUUACAAAUCCAAAUGCCUGCCUGAACAGUGACCUCUUCCUCCUCACCAUCGUCUUCAGUUCCCCAAGCAAUCACACCCAGAGGAAUGCGGUAAGGGCCACUUGGGCCAACCAAACACGGGUCCAGAGUUUUGCCGUGAGAACACUCUUCUUCCUGGGAUUGUCUCCCUCCACCGCCACCCAGGAGACUGUUAUGACGGAGUCCGGUCGCCAUGGCGACAUGGUCCAAGGAUACGUGAAUGACUCCCCUCAUGGUCAGGCCGAGAGGGAGGUGUUGGCGUUACGGUGGGUGGUGGCUUUCUGCCCAGUAGCCAGGUUCGUCCUGAUCACAGAGGACUCUGUGUUUGUCAACCUCCCUGCAUUAGGGGGUUACCUACUGGGGCUAAGAAGGCACCCUGAGGACCUCUACUUGGGGAGGGUGAUGCACAAAGACACCCCCGACCGAGACCCCUCCAGUCCCAGCUACUUAUCUCCAGCCCUCUAUCCAGACAGGUAUCUCCCAGACUACUGUGCCAGAACUGCCUCUGUCCUCUCCCAGGAUGUGGUCAGGAAGGUGUAUGUGGCGUCAGCUGGGGUCCGUGCCGCCCUUCCAGCUGAUGUGUUUGUGGGCCUGUGUGCCUGGAAGGCCGGGGUGGUACCCACCCACAGUGCACGCUUCUCAGGGGAGAAACACAUUCAUUAUAAUGACUGCUGUUACCGCUACCUGUUCAACACCCCAGGGAUGGGGAGUGAGGAGCUUGGGACAGUGUGGGCAGAUCUGGGCCAGGAGGAUGGAGGGUGUUCCUUUCUAGAGACCUACUAUGGCCUGGUGGCUUGCAAGGCUCUCACUUACGUGGACAAACUGUCCUUCUUCAACUCAAAAGGACAGGAAGACUGAAUCCAAAUCCACAUACACAUGAUUAUCAGAUGGUAUUAUGAGUGUAGUGAAAUGCUUAUGCUUCUAGAUCUGACAGUGCAGCAGUAUCUAACAGGUAAUAUCUAACAAUUCCACAACUAAACCUAAUAUCUAACUAAUUCCACAACAAAACCUAAUACACACAAUCUAGUAAAGGAAUGGGAUAAGUAUAUAUAAAUAUUAAAUGAGGAACGCUUCUCUCUACCUAAAGCCUGCCUUGGUUAAGAGACAAUGGAUGAGCAGUGAGAGCGCCUAAGAUGCAAUAAAUACUGUAUCCUACACUAUAUACAUAUAAGUGUGUCCGUGCCUGUGUGUGUGUGUGUAAGUUUGAAUAUGAGUCUCAGUAUUGCAUUUCAGUUUUUAUUUCAGGAAACAAUUCUCUACUUUAUUUGAUCGUGUAAAUAAGAAGCGGAUUAAAUAUUAAUUGAAGAGUUGCAGUUAAAGGGAUUUGAUUGCAAAAAGCCAGAUUGUUUUGCAGAAGAAGCCAGAUAUUGUUGCUGUGGGGGAGAGGUGCUGAUCUUGGAAUGUAACCACACUUUAUAAAUGAUAUAUCAUCAAUGAUACUAUUUAGGCCUUGUAUAGCAUUUGUGAAGUCAUCAUCAGCUGUUGUUUCAAUUCAACCCAGGGCUCACAUAGUGUGAAUGGAUCAGCUUGCCCGAAGCGCCCUAACACAGGCGGGAGGCAUAACAUGAACAGACCAGAGGCAGUGGCUGUGGCUCCUUUUACUGUAGCUGUGGUUCCGUUUACUAAACUGGUAUUCCUUCACCCAACAAAAUAACUCCAGUACAGGGAACGGCCAACGUAGCAAAACAAAUAAACAGAAUCUAAGCCGUUGACCAAAUGCCGUGGCCAAAAAGGGAAAGCAAAACAACAAACAGCUACUCCUGUCUUAGACUAUCAUCUACACAUACGUAACGCUUCUCUCUACCUAAAGCCCGCCUUGAUUAAGGCGACAAGGCGCCCAGACGCUUUCUCUGAGGUAGGAAAACCCGACAUCCUCACAGGUCCCCAUCUCUACUCCCAAUCUUUCUCGAGCUCCUCUCCUGGCACACCUAUAUAGAGGAAGACACAAAGCAAUUAGUGUCCCCAGCUGUGUACUAAUUGGCUUUGCAGUGAGUAUCUAUCCCCUGAGGAGGGUGCUGUUGUGCUGUCUACCUCCGGCUGGUCACUGAACUCUCACAAUAUGGUUUCAAGCUUUGGUUGAUUAUCAUUUUAAUCUUCAAUUUAGUUAUUCAUAUGUCAGAUUAACGUAUCCAUCUCAGGCCAAAUUUUAUCUUGAGUGGAUGGACAAGGGGCCAGAAAAUAAUUACA
This is a messenger RNA of Oncorhynchus keta (chum salmon), 2427 nucleotides long. RefSeq names its product beta-1,3-galactosyltransferase 9. NCBI's taxonomy places the organism in Eukaryota, Metazoa, Chordata, Actinopteri, Salmoniformes, Salmonidae. Gene Ontology annotation, molecular function: hexosyltransferase activity. Gene Ontology annotation, cellular component: membrane. The coding region runs from base 1 to 1098 and encodes 365 amino acids. The record is from RefSeq and is a predicted model, not a curated record. The transcript has 3 exons.